AGUCACGGGGAGGAGCCAGAACCUGAAGAGAUGCCGAGAACAGCUCCGGACAGAGGACUCAGAGACACAGGAAAAUACAAGCCAACUGAUAAGAAAGCUGGGAAAUGACUUGGAUUCUAUGAAACUGGUUUGCAACGAUAGGAGAAAUGAGUAUUGCUGAUGGGAAUGCACGUUAUGUGUCUGCUUUCAGGAUACAGCUGUCAAGCUCCCAGUCAAAGGGAGCCAACGGACAAGUGUCCCAAUCCACACACAUUCCCACAAUCCCCACAGCCGUGGGGAAGCCUGGAGAGACAUCCGAUACAGGCAAGUCUGGACAUUUCUUCCAGCCACACACAAGUGUUUUGAGGGGUAACCACAGCCAUAAUAGUGUUCUGGAUCCACCCCAUUUCACUGAGCCCCUAGAGGACUGUAUAGUGGAUGAAGGAAAUGACAUCACACUGAAAGGGACUAUAACAGGGAGCCAGCCAAUCAGCAUUUCCUGGCUUCAUAACGGUGAGGCUGUGCUGUUUGGCAAAUCUUCAUUAGUGGGACGAGUGGUGACUUUGGUAGUUAAGGAAUGUCUCCCAGAGGAUGCUGGGGCUUAUACAUGUGUGGCUGAAAACACAGCAGGAAAAACAUCCAGCAGUGCAGCAGUGUGUGUAAGAGACUAUGAAACAAUAGUUGGGAUCCGUAGUGAUAUUACCGACACAUCUCACUCUCAUCCUAACACUCCUGACAUGCUAAGCGGAAUCUUAAACUCCUCUCAGAACGUCCCAGAUGACAUCCGUGUUUCUAAAGGCCCACAGUCACCACAGACACCUCAGACAGGAAGUCCUAUAACAUGUUCCCCAGCACUCAAGAGAGAGGUGCUUGUCAAAAGAAGGAGCAGCUCAGGUCCAGCACCUCCUCUGCAGUUUGUAGAUCCAUUAGAUCGUCUGGAGGUGCAUGUUGGAGAGACGGCCCAUUUGAAGUGUGUGUUCAAAGGCAGCUCUCCUGUAGCUUCUUGCUGGGUCUGUAAAAAAAAAGAGGUGGUGGAAAGCUCCAGGUUUCGUAUUGAGUCCUGUAAUGAAAGCAGUUCUCUGGUAAUUUCCGAAGCCGUUCCUGAGGACUCUGGACGUUACACGAUAUUUGUACGAGAUCGCAAAAGUUCAGCCCAACACACAGUGACCCUUAAUGUCAUUGACCUGCCUCAGCCUCCUGCCUCCUGUCCUGUGGUGUACGUCCUCUCCCCUCACUCUCUGGUUUUGUCCUGGUCUGGGCCGUCUUAUGAUGGUGGCAGUGCUGUGACUGGAUACGUGGUGGAGGUUUGUGAAAACCCAGGUGCGACUGACCAGUGGAGAGAGCUCACAUCCCAGUGCAAGAGCACCUCGCUCAGGGUGACCUCAGGACUCCAGCCUCAAGGAGAAUACUGCUUCCGGGUCAGGGCCUGUAACGCUGUGGGGGUUAGCGAACCCAGCCAAGAGUCCCAGCCAAUCAGGAUGGACAACACAGGAGAGCCCUGUGAUGAGAAACCAGUGGAGUAUGUGACUGUGACCAUCAACACUGUGGAUAAACUUACUGACCACUACAAUGUCCUGGAAAAACUUGGAGUAGGGAAGUUCGGCCAGGUGUUUCGGAUGACCCAUAAGGAGACGGGCCAAGCUUGUGCUGGAAAGUUCUACAAAGGACGUCGGAUAAAGGAGAGAGAGGCCGCGAGGAAAGAAAUAGGGCUAAUGAAUUUCUUACACCAUCAAAAACUUGUCCAGUGUCUUGCUGCAUAUGAUAACAAGGAUGAGAUGGUCAUGGUGAUGGAAUAUGUUGCUGGUGGAGAGCUGUUUGAGCGCAUUGUAGAUGAGAGUUUUGAGCACACUGAAGUGUCCAGUGUGGGCUACGUGCGUCAGAUUCUGGAGGGGAUUCAGUUCAUGCACCAGCAAAAUAUUAUCCACCUGGACCUCAAACCUGAGAACAUCGUCUGUGUGGACAGAACUGGGAUUCAGAUCAAAAUCAUUGACUUUGGACUCGCUAGCAAGCUGGAUCCUAACACACCUCUGAUGGUGAUGCACGGCACUCCGGAGUUUGUUGCUCCAGAGGUGAUCAACUUUGAGCCGGUCUGUCUGAACACUGACAUGUGGAGCAUCGGGGUCAUCUGCUACAUCUUGUUGAGCGGUGAAUCUCCAUUCCAGGGUGAAAGUGACGCAGAGACUCUGGCUCUUGUGACAGCAGCGCAGUGGGAGUUUGAUGAAGAGAGCUUUGAAGAUAUCACCGACCUGGCAAAGGAUUUCAUUAAAUCUCUGCUCAGCAAAGAUGCCAGGCGCAGGAUGUCAUGUGAAGAAGCUUUGGCUCAUUCCUGGUUGGCAUAUACUUGUGUAGACACCACCAAAAACCUUUCCAAAGACAAGAUGAAGAAAUUCCUGACUAGGCAGAAGUGGAAGAAAACUGGCAAAGCUUUGCUGGCUCUGAAGAGGAUGGCUAUAUUGUCUAAACCAGAGGCUUCCGCAAACUUGAGCCCUGUAGAUGAGACAGAGCAGGCACUGCAGUCUCUGGAGCUGAAGCUUCAGUGUAAACCUGAGUUCACUAAGACUCCGUCUGACCUGACUGUCCCGCAGGGCUCCAGCGCCCAACUCUUCUGUCUCAUCACAGGUUACCCUGACCCUGAGGUUGUGUGGCUGAAGGCCGGGGAGCUUCUGGAGCUGCAGGAGGAGUGUGUGAAGGUGGACUAUGAGGAGGACGGCAGCUGUACUCUCACCCUAGAGAACGUCUCUCCGCACCACAGCGGCCUGUAUUCCUGCAAAGCCACUAAUGUACUCGGGGAGGCACUGUGCUCCGCUACUCUUACUGUAGUGGAGAAAGACAAACACAUGAAUUCAUAAUGGCAUAAAAAACACACACCUGACAGAUUAAAAUAUAUUGAUGCAGCCAUUGCCGAUACAAUUGUGAAUUCAGUGUUAAAAGUGUAAUAAAAAUCGAAUUGAGGCUAUUAGCUUAUUAUUAUGUUUGUGAUUCAUGCUUAUUUUUAGAUUAUUAUUGGACUUGGGUUCAAUAUCAUUAACUGUGAGCAAUUUUUAGCACUGUAUGACUUUUCAACACAGUCUUGAUUUUUCAAAACGUUUAAAUUCUCAUUUAUUUACACACGGCUUGGUGUCUGAUGGGAAAUGGGAGUCUAAAUAUGUUUAAUUAACUGAUUAAAGUCAGCAUGAAAUGAAAAUUGACCUAUUUUUUAAAUGCAUUAUUAUAUUAUAUAUUACUAUUGUUGUAAACAUUUCAUGCCUGCAUAUUUCUUUU
This is a messenger RNA of Carassius carassius (crucian carp), 3240 nucleotides long. RefSeq names its product myosin light chain kinase, smooth muscle-like. Bases 147 to 2828 code for a protein of 893 amino acids. Gene Ontology annotation, molecular function: protein kinase activity; ATP binding; protein binding. The transcript is spliced from 17 exons. The record is from RefSeq and is a predicted model, not a curated record. Gene Ontology annotation, biological process: protein phosphorylation. NCBI's taxonomy places the organism in Eukaryota, Metazoa, Chordata, Actinopteri, Cypriniformes, Cyprinidae.